Messenger RNA from Budorcas taxicolor (takin), 2050 nucleotides. RefSeq names its product syntaxin 12 (gene STX12). The record is from RefSeq and is a predicted model, not a curated record. NCBI's taxonomy places the organism in Eukaryota, Metazoa, Chordata, Mammalia, Artiodactyla, Bovidae. Gene Ontology annotation, cellular component: synaptic vesicle membrane; endomembrane system; synaptic vesicle. The transcript is spliced from 9 exons. Bases 80 to 904 code for a protein of 274 amino acids. Gene Ontology annotation, biological process: vesicle-mediated transport; vesicle fusion; intracellular protein transport. Gene Ontology annotation, molecular function: SNAP receptor activity; SNARE binding.
CUGUCAGCCUGCGGGUCGGGUCUGGCGGCUGUUUCCGGUAGGAGCGCGGUGCAGGUCGAGUCGCUGUCUGCUCCUCGUCAUGUCCUACGGUCCCUUAGACAUGUACCGGAACCCGGGGGCCUCGGGGCCCCCGCUCCGGGACUUCAACAGCAUCAUCCAGACGUGCAGCGGCAACAUCCAGCGGAUCAGCCAAGCCACCGCUCAGAUAAAGAACUUGAUGAGCCAACUAGGAACUAAGCAGGAUUCAAGCAAGCUACAGGAAAAUCUGCAACAGUUACAACACUCUACAAAUCAGCUUGCCAAGGAAACAAAUGAAUUACUGAAGGAACUGGGGUCCUUGCCCCUUCCUUUAUCUACUUCAGAACAGCGCCAGCAGAAACUUCAGAAGGAACGUCUCAUGAAUGACUUCUCUGCAGCCUUAAACAGUUUCCAGGCUGUGCAGAGAAGGGUGUCUGAAAAGGAGAAGGAGAGCAUUGCCCGAGCAAGAGCUGGAUCUCGUCUUUCUGCGGAGGAGAGGCAGAGAGAGGAACAGCUCGUCUCCUUUGACAGCCAUGAGGAGUGGAACCAGAUGCAGAGACAGGAGGAUGAGGUGGCCAUCACCGAACAGGACCUGGAGCUUAUUAAAGAGAGGGAGACAGCAAUUCGGCAGCUGGAGGCUGAUAUUUUGGAUGUCAAUCAGAUAUUUAAAGAUUUGGCCAUGAUGAUCCAUGACCAGGGUGAUAUCAUUGACAGCAUAGAAGCCAACGUGGAAAGCUCAGAGGUGCAUGUAGAAAGAGCCACUGACCAGCUACAGCGAGCUGCUUACUAUCAGAAAAAAUCUCGCAAGAAGAUCUGUAUCCUGGUGCUUGUCCUGUCAGUGAUUAUUGUAAUCUUGGGAUUUAUUUUGUGGCUAGUUAAUAAAUGAAGUGAUUGCCUCCAGCCUUCUCCCGCUGAGCUGUUUUCAAGGGCAAGUGCUUGUUGGAGUCUUGCCAGAACAAACUGAUCAUACGAAGAGAGAAUACACCAGAAUGUCUUGUAAUAAUUUAGUUAGAAACUACCUACUAACUAGUCCUUGGAAUUAGUGACCUAUGGAGACAGUAUUUAUCAAUUUGUGUAUACAUUUUAUUGAUUCCUCAAAUUAAGAAUUAAUUUAUGUGGAUUUUCUUUUCUCUUGUAUUCUGAUUGCUCAUCAUCCCAAGUGUUUACUUAAAAUUCCAUUCUAAGAUAUUCUUGUUUCAGUAGGCUAACACUACAGUCUUGUAAUAUUGUCUUUUUAUGUAUAUACAAGAUUUACCUUUUUACUAGCAACUGAGAUAGAAUUACUUUCGGUCACCCAGCACAUUGGAGUUUGUCAGAAACUGUAUAAUAAGCCAGCAAUUUUUAUUAUUUAACAUUUUAAUUUGAAUUUCUAAGAAGCCUGUUCCCUAUAUGCUUUGAAAAAUUUUGGCAAUGUAUUUAACUAGAGAGUAAAAAAUUGCACAUGUGAUCCAGAUUAAAUGAGAAGUAAUGAUCUGAGCUGGCCAGCUAUUGGGGAAUAUGUGUUAAUCUGGGUUUAAAGUUUAUUACUUGUUCGUGUCAUUGACUGCAGUUCAUCCAUAUAUAUGCUAAACCAUCUUGUCCACUUUUUGAAGAGGUUGAUUGAAUCAACAUUACGAUGCUCUGUGGCGUUCCUCUCCCACCUGUCUGUAUAGAAUGGGAGAAUUAGACAAAGCAUGCUUUUGGAAAGCAAACAGGAAUUGUUUGGAAUGAUUUAAUCUUCUGUUGUUGUUGCUCAGUUGUGGUUCUACAUUCCUGGUAAAUGAUGACUGUUGCCAUCAAAAGGCUGCCCCCUACCCUAAUAAGGUUUGCUGGGCAUUUGGUGGCAGGGAAAUUUUAAAAGCUAGACUCAAGUUGGUUUAAAAUUUAGAAUUUAGUCCUGUGAACUGGCAAGAAAACAAAGAAAAGGUACUUUUUUUGUAAAUAAUAUUGGUUUGGAAUAGUGAUGUUAGAAUUAUCCUAAUUUAUGAACAAGAGGUUAAUCUCUCCAUGCAUAGUUUUAGACCAAAAAAAAUGUUUCAAUAAAAGAUUGCUG